This is a messenger RNA of Procambarus clarkii (red swamp crayfish), 1916 nucleotides long. Its product is annotated as tRNA pseudouridine(38/39) synthase. Gene Ontology annotation, biological process: tRNA pseudouridine synthesis; mRNA pseudouridine synthesis. Gene Ontology annotation, cellular component: cytoplasm; nucleus. The record is from RefSeq and is a predicted model, not a curated record. Lineage: Eukaryota; Metazoa; Arthropoda; Malacostraca; Decapoda; Cambaridae. Gene Ontology annotation, molecular function: pseudouridine synthase activity; RNA binding.
CUCUGCCUGCAGACGGGGUGGCCCCCUGUCUCGACAAGCAAGCAGCUGCUCACUUACAAAACGUAAACACAGAAGUUUAGCCUGCUCAACUGUGGCCCCCCAGCAUGGACCCUACACCAGUUCUUAUCGACAACGACUCAGAGCGACCCGUCAGGGGCAUCCUGCCCUCCUCAACAUCUAAGGUAUGGAGGAAAAAAUGGCAGGACUUGAGAGUGAGGAUGGCCUGAAAGACAGUAGCACUAGUCUUACCAAGAGAGGGAAACAUGUGGCAGUCGAGUGCUUGACCCGGCAGGAACUAGAAACUAAAAUUAAGCAAUUAGAGGCACACAAUACACAACUUCGGAACUUACUCACCAAGAGUCAAGACGCUUCAAGUUUGAAGAAAAAAGGAGGAACAGAAAAGAGAGCUAAGAAAGAGCGACAUUUUGAUUUUACAAGGCACUCCAAAAGACAUGUGCUUUUAAAGUUUGCAUAUCUUGGCUGGGACUACCAGGGUUUUGCUGUUCAAGAAGACACUCAACAAACUAUUGAGAACCAGUUGUUUUCAGCUCUUCUCAAGACACGAAUGAUAGAAUCAAGAGAAACUUCAAAUUACCACAGGUGUGGUAGAACUGACAAAGGGGUUAGUGCAUUUGAUCAGGUUAUUUCCAUCACUCUUCGAAGUAAGUUAAAAUCAGGAGUUGGAAUCAUAUGCUCAGAGAACACUGAUAUGGCAUCCAGUAAAUAUGAUGAAGAAUCUGAAAUCAAUUAUGUGCAACUUUUAAACAAAGUCCUUCCUCAUGAAAUAAGAAUGCUGGCCUGGUGCCCAGUGCCAUUAGGUUAUUCUGCAAGGUUUGACUGCUCCCAUCGUACAUAUAAAUAUUUCUUUCCUAGAGGAAACUUAAACAUCAAGGCAAUGAAUGAGGCUGCUCAGAACUUGGUGGGAUACCAUGACUUCAGAAAUUUCUGCAAAAUGGAUGUGGGAAACGGAGUCGUAAAUUUUUGUCGUCGUAUCCUUUCAUUGGGCAUUUCUCCAGUGAGCUGUGAUGUACAGAGAAUACAAAAUCCUACUUUGCAUGCUGAAAGCCAUACUACAGAAGUACAGUAUAAUCAAAAUAAUAUUACCACAAGAUCAGGUUUUCCAAGUCUGUAUGUUGAAGAAGAAGCAGAUGUGAGGAAGGCAGCAAGUAAUACAUGCGAGCAGUGUGGAGAAACAGGUAGCAUGUGUAAAAUAGAACCUGGUAAUGAUGGAUAUGACAUGUGUGUAGCUACAAUUGAGGGGCAAGCUUUUCUUUGGCAUCAAGUGCGAGCAAUUAUGGCUGUCCUCUUUCUUGUUGGUGAAGGCAAGGAGAAACCUGAUGUUACAACACAAUUGUUAGAUGUUGAAAAGUAUCCAAGGAAGCCACAGUAUUGUCUUGCUAGUGAUCUGCCUUUAAACCUAUAUGGAACAAAUUUUGAGGGAGUGGACUGGCAAUGGGAUAAUGAAAAUCUGCACUGUGUGAUUAUUCAAUUGCAAGCACUGUGGAUGCAACACUCAGUACGGUCAACAAUGAUUAGAAGAAUGCUUUGGGAUUUGGAAAGUCGGCAUGCAAAGUCAAGUAAAGCAAAAGACGAAAAUACAUCGGGCGAGUGUAUUUUACCAUCAACACACACUGAGGCUGACGUGAAUAAGUUUCAUCAUGCUCAGAAUGCCAGUCUGACUCCAGGUGCAAGGGCCAAAGUAUACAGGCCUCUUCUUUCCAGGCCAACAUGCGAGAGCCUAGAAACGCGUGUCGAACACUACGUCAAGAGACAGAGAUUAGAACCAGACAUUCUUCAGAAACUUUCUUCGAGCGAUUCCAGACAACAAGAACAAAGUUGUAGUAAAGUUAAUAAAUAAGAUAGUAAUAUGUAACUGAAUAUAUUAAAAAUAAAAAUAAAUCAAAAGAAGGCACCAG